Molecule: messenger RNA, 912 nt
Organism: Iphiclides podalirius (scarce swallowtail)
Lineage: Eukaryota; Metazoa; Arthropoda; Insecta; Lepidoptera; Papilionidae
Source: the annotation of a GenBank genome assembly
AUGCAGUCGCUUCGCUCAGCGCACAACGGCAGCAUCUCCGAGACCCUACGCUACAUGGUGCAGCGGGAAGGCCUGCUCAGGCCGGUGCGCGGCAUGUCGGCGGUGGUGGCGGGCGCGGGGCCGGCGCACGCGUGCUUCUUCGCCACGUACGAGCAGAGCAAGCACACCCUCGGCCACCUCACCAGGCACCGCCACGAGCACAUCACCCACGGGCUUUCUGGCUGCCUGGCGUCACUCGUUCACGACGCGGUCUCAAAUCCAGCUGAGGUGGUGAAGCAGCGGCUGCAGAUGCUGCACUCGCCGUACCGCAGCGUGUGGGAGUGCGCGCGGCGCGUUUACCGGGCGGAGGGGCUGCGCGCCUUCUACAGGUCCUACGGCACGCAGGUUGCCAUGAACGUGCCAUUCCAGGCGGUGCACUUCGUGACGUACGAGUGGUGCCAGGCGCGGCUGAACGCGGCGCGCUCCUACGACCCGGUGGCGCACGCGUGCUCGGGCGCGUUGGCGGGCGCGCUUGCCGCCGCCGCCACCACGCCGCUCGACGUGUGCAAGACGGCGCUCAACACGCAGGAGGCGACCGCCGACGGGCUGGCGCAGGCGGCCGCGCUCGUCCUGCGCACCUCGGGCCCGCGCGGCUUCUUCAAGGGCGUGCACGCGCGCGUCCUCUACCAGAUGCCGGCCGCCGCCAUCUGCUGGCUCACCUACGAGACGUUCAAGCACGCCCUGGCCAAGACGGAGGGCGGCGGCGAGGAGGGGGCCGCGAAGGCCGAGCGGACGGGUCCGAGCAGCGGCGGCGUGGGGGGCGUGGGCGGAGUGGGGGGCGUGGGGGGCGUAGGGCCGCCGCUGGCGUGUGCGGCGCUGCGGCUCGCCGCGGCCGAGGUGCCCCCCGCCGCCGCCUCAUCGCUCACGCGCACC